UGAGCUGAGCUGAGGGAGCCGUGGCGGGGUGGGCAGUGCAGAGCCCACGCUCUGGGUGCCCCAGAAGAAGGCCCUGUGGCUUUACCAGGGUGUGGCUGACAAGGGACCCCAAUGUGAGUGCCAUCGCUUCAGGCAGCAUGACAGGUCUGAGCAGGGGGUGGGCAGCACAUCUCACCUGGCAGUGUGGAAGGGACACUCUUCCCUUGCCAUUCCCCUGGUAAAUGCUCUCUCUCUCUUUUUCCACAACCUGCUUCCCCAGUCACUUGGUGUCCAAGGUAAGAGAAGCUCUGGGUCUGUUGGCAGUGCCAACGUGGAGGCCUGGGCUUGCUGCUACCCUGUCUUACCCCAUGCUGGUCCCCCGUGCAUGCACUGCCCUGUGCAGCCUGGCAUGGCCUGGCUGCUCACAGCCUCUGCAGGGCUGUAGGAACAUCCUCCCAGUCCCCAAACCUGUGUUCCCACGGUUCUGCUGGGAUCCCCCUUCCAGCCUGGCUCACCUCCUCUCUGUUCCCUUUCCCCCUCCAGUGGACCAGAGCAUGUUUGAGAACGCCAGCGCCAGCGCGGCGCCCACGCCACGGGCACAGCACGUCCCUGCCGCGGCGGGCACCGCGCCCCAGCCCUGCCGGCCCGCUGGCAGCCAGCACCUCCGCAACCUGGGCAAGGCCGUGGGUGCCAAGGUGAACGACCUGCUGCGCCGCAGGGAGCCGGCCGGGCUGCCCGGCGUGGGAGCCAUGGAGGUGAACGCCAACGCGGGCGCCGUGCUGGGGGCAGGACAGCCAGAUGCUGAGGAUGGGGCUGUGGGGCUGGAUGCCUUUCCCCGGCUGGAACCCCCGCCCCCCAUCACCAAGAAGCGGACGCCGCGCGCCCUGAAGACCCCCCAGGACAUGCUCAUCGCUCCGCAGCCGGAGGGGACCAGCGCGAGGAGUGGCACCGAAGAGUCUCCUGAACCACCCACAGCCCACCCUGACCCCACAGAGGAGCAGCUGGGGAUGGAGGACCCGUCUCCUCCAGAAUGCCCGGGGGUCCCCAGCGUGAUGGGUGCCCUAGAGCCCAGUGGGGACCAGCCUACCAGUGCCUUACCCGUGCCUGACCUCAUCCAUAAGGGCAGCCGGGAGAGCCAGUGGCAAGUGGCUGAGAGGGCUGCUGAGAUGUCAGCCAGCACAGAGAAGCCCUCACGGAGACCAGGGCUGGAGCACGAGCCACCAGGGAGCACAGCGCGGCCAGAGCCACGUAGCCCUGGCUGGGAGGUGGAGGGGGCCCAUCCUGACCUACUGUCCUUUGAGUAGCAGUGGGUAGCUGUGACAGGGGCACCACGGGGGCUGGCUCUCCCAGACUUGUCUUUUUUGGGGUGAUUGUUUUGGAAAGGGGAAAGCCUCAGGGUGGAAAGAGCUGUUGCUGCCCGGUGAGGGCUCUGGGGAGCCAUGACAACCUGCUUCUCCCCAAAUUCCCAGGAGGGGCACAGCCUGUCCUGCCAUGGCUUCUGCAGCCCCAUUCGGGGCCUGUUCACCUGGCCAGUGCCAAGCUCCUGUCGUGCCACAGUGCCACUGCUACUCUGUCUGCAGCCAGGAACCUUGCUGAACUGGGGACCAAGGGGGUGUGUGGCCAUAGAGGUGCCAGCCUGCCCCAAACCCCAUCAGCUCUGCUGGAAUGUGGGAUCCUGUGAGCAUCCCACAAGCAGCAUGCACUUUCUAUGUCGCACUGGAUGCCUUGGUCCAGAGGAUUUCCCAGCUUCUGCCAUGUGCUUGCCGGGAUACCCCAUCCUGGGGUACCAGCAGGCUCACCCAGCCCCAGUGCCUGGUGCCAGCGAGCCAGGACUGCUGAUGUGUCCAGGGCCUUCUCCAGGUGCUGGCCUUGUGGUGUUUCUGUGCUCAGUGCCAUCUCCUUGCAGUGAGCCCCUGGGCUCUGUCAGGGCGCAGGGCUGGGCACCUGGGACUGCCCAGCUGCUGGCUGGUGGGCUCUGGCAGGGAGCUGAGCUCUCAGUCAGACUCCCUUCCAGCUCCUGCUCGCUUCCUGGUCUCAUCCAAGCAGUUCUGGGUCACUGUCACUGCUCCUCUUCAUUUCCUGGGACAGUGGUCUCUGCAAGACUGGGACACACAAAGCCAUGUGGUCCUCUGAUACUGCUGGAUGAGUGUUUCACCAUGGAUUACGGGAGGGGUUAGCCAGCCUGGGGACACCCGUGCCAAUGCAAGGAAGCAGCUGUGAGAUGGAACUUUUUGCUUAGAGCUUUUACGUGCAUCCUCACCACAAAGGUGGUUUUCAGAGGAAAGGCUCCAAAGCUCUGGGUUGGGUUGGAGGAACCCAGGAGCUCAUGGAUGGGCCUGCUCACAGCUCCUUCAGGGCCACACAGGGUGGUUUGCCUGAAGAAAUUACUUCCACCACCCAAAGCCACGCUGUGCCACUGAAGGAAGGAAGCUGUGAGCAUGGGCUCUGUUGCCCUGGGAGCAGCCAUCCAUGUCCUUGCCGUUGGUGUGGUGAUGCCGUGGUGGCGCUGGGGCAGCUCUCGGCUCUGGGAAAGCCCUGCUCAAGAGUGAAGGGAUGCAGAGCUGCACAGAGCCCAUGUUCAGUGCUGAGGCAUCCAUGCCCUGUGACAAUGUGAUCACACAGUGCAUGGCCACCUCCACGCUCAGAUACAGGUGUGUGUGUGUGCUGCCCAGCUCUGCACUGCAAUGGAGGUGUUGGUGGAAACCACGACUUGUAGCCCCUCUCUGAAGAGCCAGCAUCUUCCAUCACUGUGAUCCCAAGGGAACCUUCCCCUUAAUGAAGGUCAUCACUCACAGCCAGUCCAGUCCCUCUAUUUAUGUUGUCAGGGUGUGUGUGUGUGGUUUGGAACAAGACA
Molecule: messenger RNA, 2833 nt
Organism: Catharus ustulatus (Swainson's thrush)
Lineage: Eukaryota; Metazoa; Chordata; Aves; Passeriformes; Turdidae
Gene: C9H1orf226
Product: chromosome 9 C1orf226 homolog
Exons: 2
Coding region: 222-1283 (353 amino acids)
Source: RefSeq, a predicted model, not a curated record